GAGAGAGAGAGAGAGAGAGAGAGAGGCGUGAUUCCUGGACCUAAUCCGGAGCAGCAUCUCCUGCAGAAGGGAUAGGCGUGAUUUUAGUGCAUGUGCGCGUGUGAGGAGAGGGGUCUUCGCUCCAGCGCGUGCGCAUCCUUGAAGAAACUGGAGAAAUGGUAGAGAGGAGCACGAGGGUUCCGUCCCACACCUAAAGUGGAAUUAAAACCGGCGAGGCGAGCGUCUUCGCGUGAAUUGAUGAAGAGGAGGAAAACGUGAACGGAGCACGAAGACCUCGCUGAUACAUCUGGAUUAUACAUCUUGCAUUCAAGGGAAAAAUCGUUCCAUUCACAAGCAAUUGGAUGAGAGUCAUAUUCGCCCUUGGCAACUGAAGAUGACGUUACUAUGGAAACGGCUACUGCUGCUAUCAAUCAUAGGCUGCCUCGCAGCUUAUGCACAAAAUACACUUUACCAUGGUCCAAGCUGGAGAGCAGAACCCUCUGACCUGAUUCUACCCAUCCACUCCCCAAAUCAGGAAGCUGUUCUAACAUGCGAGGCGUCUGGUGUCCCCUCUCCGCAGUACAGAUGGUCUCUAAACGGGACGCUCAUUGAUCUCCGUGGUGACGAGAGGCGUCGCAUGUCUGGAGGCAACCUGAUCAUUAAAGGGCUGGACCGGGACCAAGACACCGGGGUGUACCAGUGCUCUGCCUCCAACACCCGCGGAACCAUCCUGAGCCAGAGAGCCAGUCUGCAGUUUGCAUAUCUAGAGAGCUUCAAAACCCAGCCCAGAAGCGCUGUGAACGUGAGGGAAGGCCAGGGUGUUGUGCUGUUAUGUGGAACCCCUUUGCAUUCUGGAGAGCUCACCUUCACCUGGGUCUUCAACGAGUACCCAUACUUCGUCCAGCAGGAUAACCGACGCUUCGUGUCCCAGGAGACGGGGAACUUGUACAUUGCUAAAGUUGAGCCAUCCGACGUGGGCAACUACACAUGCGUCGUGAACAACAGCAUCACCAAGGACAAAGUGCUCAGUUCCCCCACCCCUCUGGUACUGAGAAAUGACGGGGCGAUGGGGGAGUAUGAGCCCAAAAUAGAAGUUCAUUUCCCUGAAACCGUGCCUGCUGCUAAAGGAUCCUCUGUGAAACUGGAAUGCUUCGCCUUGGGGAAUCCAGUUCCUAGGAUCAGCUGGAGAAGAACCAAUGAUGUGCCAUUCCCCAGUAAAGUCAAACUGAGAAACUCCAACGCCAUUCUGGAGAUCCCUCGCUUCCAGCAGGAGGACACGGGAACCUACGAGUGCGUGGCAGAGAACAGUCGAGGGAAGAACGCAGUGCGAGGCCGCCUCUAUUUCCAUGCCAAGCCUCACUGGCUGCAGAAUAUGACGGACACGGCCUUGUCCAUUGAGGAAAACUUGUUCUGGGAGUGCAAGGCCAAUGGGAAGCCCAAGCCCUCCUACAGCUGGCUGAAGAACGGAGAACCACUCAUGCCAGAGAGUCGAGUGCUGAUAGAGAACGGUGCCCUCACCAUCUCCUCACUGACCCUAUCUGAUGGAGGGAUGUAUCAGUGUGUGGCGGAGAACAAGCACGGUAUCGUUUAUGCCAGCGCGGAACUGAUGGUUCUGGCCUCGCCACCCAGUUUCUCUCAGAGCCCUUUGAGGAGUGUGCUGAAAGCCCGCGUUGGCACUGAGGUGACCCUGGAGUGCAGGCCACAAGCCUCGCCAAGAGCCAUCAGCCUGUGGAAGCGAGGGAGUGAGAUGCUCCAGAAGAACGAAAGGUUAUCUCUCUUCCCCAACGGAACGCUGAAGAUUGCCAAUGUGACUAAGCGAGAUGGAGGCAUUUACACGUGCAUAGCCAAAAACCAGUUUGGCAGCGCGAGCACGGCGGGCCGGCUGUUGAUCACAGAGCCGACCAGGAUCACGCAGGGCCCCAGCAGUCUGGAGAUCAUAGUGGGCGAGAGUAUUGUGCUGCCCUGCCAGGUGGCCUUGGAUCCAGCCCUCGAUGUGACCUUCUCCUGGGCCUUCAACGGCCAGCUCAUUGACUUCCACCAGGACUCGGACCACUUUGAGAGAGUCGGCGGGAGGAAUGCCGGCGACCUGAUGAUUCGAAACAUCCAGCUGCACCAUGGUGGGAAGUACGUCUGUAUUAUUGACACUGACGUGGAGAGCUUGUCUGUGGAUGCAGUUUUGAUUGUGAAAGGUCCCCCUGGCCCCCCAGACACAGUUCUGGUGGAGGAAAUCACAGACAGCACGGCUCAGCUGACCUGGAGCCCCGGAAGGGACAAUGGAAGCCCCAUCACCGGCUACAUCAUUCAGGCCAGGACGGCCUUCACUGUGGGCUGGCAGGCAGUCGACACAGUUCCAGAGGUGAUCAAUGGCAACACUCUGACUGCUACAGUGGUAGAUCUGAACGCCUGGGUGGAGUAUGAAUUCAGAGUGGUGGCCAGCAACAGUGUGGGCAUGGGGGAGCCAAGCCCACCAUCUGCUAAGACCAGGACAGAAGAUUCAAUUCCUGAUACGGCCCCCACCGAUGUGGGGGGAGGCGGUGGCACCAAGUCGGAAUUAGUGAUAACAUGGGAGCCCGUCCCAGAAGAGCUGCAAAACGGAGAGGGUUUUGGCUACAUCAUCGCUUUCCGGCCGAUGGGCAUGGUCACUUGGACCCGAGCGGUGAUUUCCGCCCCCAGCGUGGCCAGAUAUGUGUUUCGCAACGACACACUGCCACCCUUCUCACCCUUUGACGUCAAAGUGGGAGCUUUUAAUAAGCGGGGAGAGGGACCCUUCAGCUCUAUCGCCACUGUGUUCUCAGCUGAAGAAGUGCCGAGCAUGGCGCCCGAGAGAGUUGUGGCUAGGAGCCUCUCGGCCUCUGACAUCGAAGUGAACUGGGACGCCGUGCAGUCGAGUCCAGAGAGAGUCCUCGGCUAUGAGGUGGUGUAUUGGGAAGAUGACACCAAGCCGGACACUGUAGGCAGAGUGAGAAUCAGUGGGAACUCCACCGCUGCCAAUGUUAGCGGUCUAGAGGGAAACACUCUGUACUUUCUGGCUGUGUGUGCCUUCAACACUGCUGGGACUGGCCCUCAAUCUGUUCCCGUGAAUGCUACCACUAAGAAACCACCUCCAGGGCAGCCUCCUCAGAAUGUGGAGUGGAGUCUGAUUGGCUCCCAGCUCACACUGCAGUGGGAUCCAGUCAUAGCUCUGGAUACUGAGUCUGAGGUCACUGGAUAUGUGGUGCUGUACAGGCGACACCGGAACAAUGACAUGUACACCAUCACCACCACCAAAACCACGGUGGAGCUGACCCUCUCCCCCAACGACAACUACGUCAUUCAGAUCAAGAGCCUGAGUGAGGGGGGGCUGGGAGAAGGAAGCGAGCCCGUCCACAUCCACCAACUCAGCAUGGGCGCUCAAGGCUCUGGAGUGGCUAGGCCAGGCUGUCUCACUCUCUUUCCUGUCCUCUUUACUGCACUGGCAGCCCUCAGUGCCUCCUGAGGGCUUUCUCCUGUGAGCGCUGCCUCCGCACCCUCGGCCUCUUUCUCUUUCACACAUACAUACACUGCCUGGUGAAAAUUGGGAAGACCUUGCCUUCUUUUUUUAAUUUUUGGCCUAUUGCUUGAUUUCUAUUAUUACUUUUCAAUUCAUUUUCAUUUUUAUUUAUGGAUAUUUAGCUUCAACACAGCUUCGCGCUCAUCAAAGUGUCUUCCUCGGUAUGAAGAGCAGCCUUGGCAGGUUUUCUUUCCCGAAAUAUCGUUGAAAGUGCAUAGUGAAACUUUUUUUGGCCCAAAGCUGGUUUAAACACCUGAAAGGUUUGAGUGCAAACAUCACAACAAGGGGAUCAAACGCAUAGGCUUUGGCUUUAUUCCCAAAGUAGCACUGUCACUAAUGUUGGCACAAACAUUUCCACAUAUAAUAUUGUUUUUUUUCUCCCGGUUACACUGCAAAAUAGAUAUCUUGGCAAUUACAAUAAUCCAAAAUCUGAGACUGUUGUGAAGGUAUAGGGUUAUUCAGAGUCAGUAUAUUGUACAUGUUCUAAUUCAUUUUGUCGACACCACCUUUUGCCUCGGGUUUUGAAAUGACAAAAAAAAUUCACAAUCGGUGCAAAAAAUAACCAAAAAAUAAUGAAACAACCCAAAAUCUAGUCAAUAUGUCUAAUAUUUCCAAAUCUGAGACUGUUUAUUGUUCAAUUUCCAGACAUUUUACAUGUUUUAAAUCAUUUUAUCUACUGAAAUGGUCUUUUUCAAGAAAUCUUUGCUGCCAUCGCUGCCAAUCUGCUUAAGAUUCACUAAAUAAAAUGACUUAAAACUAGCAAAAAUGUCUGAAAUAAUCUUAAUAUUCUUUCAACAAUCCCAAAAAGAUGAGACUAUAGUGGCUAAUUUUAAGAUUAAGGAUGCAUCAAAAUUUUGUCUGAAAGAGAAAAACUGCCCAAACAUUUGACUGAUUAGGUAGGCCUCCAGUGAAAUGUUGAAUCUAAGACUUUACAAAUUAUAAUUACAAAGUAUAAUGUUUAAAGUAUGAUUACAAAGUAUAAUUACAAAGUACAAUUACAAAGUAUAAAUUAUAAUUACAAAGUAUAAUGUUUAAAGUAUAAUUACAAAGUAUAAAUUAUAAUUACAAAGUAUAAUGUCAAUGAAAACAGAGAAAAAGUGAUUAAAAUGCUGUUUCAUCCAUUCGCUCUUCCGCACUUGUCAGCUCAGAUGUGUUCGAACAGUUUGAGCCGCAGCAGAUCAUCAGCCACGUGAAACUGUAUCACGAUUUCUAUGAGAAACGUUAGACGAGAGAUUCAUAUUCUUUGGACAUGUUGAGUAAUAAGAGGAGACACUACAGAUACAGCAGCAGAAGCAGACAGGAAAGUCCCUGCAAGCAGCUCAACACCGUCUGUAGCCUCAGGUCUUAGAUCAGUGCUAAAUGGGCAAAAUAUAACUAAAAAUAAUGGGAUUUUUGCCUUGGAUGAGCAUCCGUUCUCACUGUUGUUGAUGUAACUGGUGGACGUUGAUACCACUCCCGCUGAUGGACAGAGAAAACUCUGUUUCUGUCGUGAGGAUUUUAUUCUGAUAACAGAACUAAAACAGAAGUUUUAGAGCCCCUGCUUCUUCUCUCCUCACCUCAUAUGAAAAGAAUAUAAAAGAGUAAGCUUAGCUGACCAGUACACUGCGUGGGCCAUGCAGUGUGAUGCAAUGAUGUUAGUGACAUGUGCCUGAGUAUAAUUUACUCUAAAAUUGACCAUCAACAAAACAUGAUGCGUUACAGUUGCUGAUAAUGAACCCGGGAGCAUUUCGCUGUUGUUGGAACAAAACCUCGUAUCUCCAUUCUUUGACGUUUUUCAGUUUUUGACACCAUUUGAAAGCGCCUGUUGCCCUUUACAUUACGUGUGCAUUUUAUGAUGAUAGGAUCAAAAGAA
Molecule: messenger RNA, 5360 nt
Organism: Pygocentrus nattereri (red-bellied piranha)
Lineage: Eukaryota; Metazoa; Chordata; Actinopteri; Characiformes; Serrasalmidae
Gene: cntn3b
Product: contactin 3b
Exons: 23
Coding region: 374-3454 (1026 amino acids)
Molecular function (GO): protein binding
Source: RefSeq, a predicted model, not a curated record